This is a messenger RNA of Didymodactylos carnosus, 939 nucleotides long. The record is from the annotation of a GenBank genome assembly. Lineage: Eukaryota; Metazoa; Rotifera; Eurotatoria; Philodinida; Philodinidae.
AUGUCGAUUAAUGCUUGUUUGAACAACUUCAUCUUCAUUACCAUAGCUCGACGUGUCAGUCGUGCUAACGAGUAUGCGGAGCUUUUACUUGUAUUUGUAUCUAUUUCUACAGAAGCGUAUCGUACUGGUUCAAAACGUCCAGCUGAACAGCGAUUUGACACUAACUGGCAACGAGGUGAUUGUUCUGACCGAUGGUUACAAGUUGGGACUGAAUGUUUAUAUUUUCCUACGUCAAACGGCAAAGAGUUCUCAUGGAAUGAUAUCAAGCAAAUUUGUACAAUGCAUAUUGCUAAAAGUCUGAGAGGUACUGGUGUACAAAUGACGAAGAAGGGUGUACGCCCAGUGAUAUUGAAUUCACCGGCGAAAUCUAGACUGUUACAAGAAUUAAUUGAUACAUACAAGGAAGAUGGUUAUGCUAUACAAUUAUCGAAAGACUACAAUGACAAAUGUGGAGAAUCUAAACCAAAUUAUUGUACUAAACCUGAUAUUAUAAAUAAUGAAGAGUGUUUCUCAACAAAUGGAAAUGAGAAAACUAUGUGUAUUGACCAAGUUCCUUGUAAUAAUAAAUUUGUACGUUUAGCAUGUGAAUAUACAUUACCAGGUAAAUACUCUCAUACAGAACACAUCACUAGAUCUAUUUCGUUUGUACAUGACGAUGAAAUCAAUACGCAAAGCAUAUUUAUUGAUCUUUUUGUAGGAAAUGAUGAAAUUCAAAAAUCACAAUUCAAAAAAUGUUCCAGAAAACGUCGUACUAGUCUAUCGUGGUACUAUAUUGUAUCAAUAUGCUUCGGAAUAAUAUUCAGUUUAAUUUUAAUCGUUAGUGCAGUGUCAUUAUUUCGUGGAAGAAAGUCCAAAACUAAAGCUCCAUUACCAGUGCUUAGCAGCAAUACUGAAAGAGGUACGAAGUUGUAUGCUGUAUGUAAUACUCGUUGGCUAUGA